AUGGCUGCUACCGCGGCCGCCGCCGAGACCCUGGUCGGCCAUCUAGAUGCGGCAGCGUAUCCACACCUGAUCGACCUCAUCCUCUCGGCUUCCUCCCUCCAGGUCCUCCUCACCUUUCGCGGUACCUCGCGCGCUUUGAAGGACGGAGUCGACGCACUCAUCAAACGCAACGGGCUAUGCAUGGUCGUCACCGCUGGCGACGGCGACGGAAACUCAGCCCACAUGGCUUUCCACUUCGCCGGCAAGACCUACAGCCCCGAUUCCUCCAGGACCUUCCUUCCGCAGCUGGCUCCAUUGAUCACGGCGGUCGACCUGGACGGCAACGCGCUCAAACAUGACCUCCGCGACCUCACCAUCACUCCGCUGCACCAUCUCAAGACAUUCAACGUGCAUGACUUUGAGGUAGUGGAGAAGAAUCACCCGUUCCAAGCCGAAACCUGCGUCGUCUCGCUCAACGCUUUUCUUGACCAUCCCAAGACGGGUGGAACACGCAUCUUGCUCAACAGGAGGCUCGUACUUCCAGACACGAAGAAGCUCGUGGUGAACAUUGUCACCAGUGGGGAAUAUCGCGAGCCCUCGUUGUCCGUCGACCAAGUCGUCGUGUUCGAGAUCCCGCCCAGCGUCGUGGAAGCAGUCAUCAUCUUCACUCAAGCGCCCAACCCAGGUGUCAAAGCGUUCCGCCCUCAGUCGAUGUCACGUCUCCACCCGUCCAUGGCCCUGCACGAGCUCAUCUUCCAGCACCCAAACCUCAAGCUCAAGCUCGUCGAUAUGGGAUACCUGUUCACUCGUACCAAGCCAGGCCAGAAGAUUACCGACUUGCACCACGCAUACAUGGAGAAGUCGUUUUCGAGGGACAUCAACCAGAUGGCGGAGAAGCCGGAUGGAGAGGGAAGUUGGCCCUAUGCGCAUCUUGAGAUGCUUCGUCUGGACGAGUACCUUCAACGUCGGGGAGGACGCGCUUGGAUACCAGACGGUGAUGGUCUUGCUUCACACUCUUGUAGAUAA
Molecule: messenger RNA, 1005 nt
Organism: Apiotrichum porosum
Lineage: Eukaryota; Fungi; Basidiomycota; Tremellomycetes; Trichosporonales; Trichosporonaceae
Exons: 1
Coding region: 1-1005 (334 amino acids)
Source: RefSeq, a predicted model, not a curated record